ACACUCGCGUGUAGCCGCACCCGGCUCGGCGCUCUUCGAAAUAACUCGAAAAAUCACCUACGAAGGGAAUCGGCCGGCAUUGUAAAACGAUUUUUAGAGGAUCGCCGGAAGUGACAAUAACAGCAAGGUGAAGUGCGUCACGGUUUCAUCGGAGUUCGAUCUUUUUGGGCGUUCUGUGGUACGAGGAAAGCUAACGCGGCGCGCACGAGAGGCCGCCUCUAGAAAAAGAGCGCGUCUCCGCGCGUUGCGCUACAUUGGAGUGUAACGCGAUUGCUCGCGAAAGUGUCCGAAGGACGUUGGAAAUGAUAAAAAAACUUAGACGAACGACUCGUUAAAGUGGUAACGCGCGGUACAUCGUGCCCGAAAGGUGCGGAUUUUUGACCGGUCGAACCGGGAGAAGUAAGAGAAGAGGCUGGCGCGCGCCGAGGCCACAGUACGGAGAAAAGACCGCGUCUUGCAGGUUCGUGGUGUGCUGCGGUAGCUAUUGUGCUAUACAAUUGUCCGAGCUUAUCGACAUUCUCGGAAUUGCCGCGUGUCAUCCGCUGCACGCUAGAGACGAUAGAUCAUCGAAAUAUAAUUAGUGAGUGGUUCGUUCGUGCACAGUGUCAAUUCAUAUAAUAUGCGAAACGCAUAGGAGGAAGGUACGGCAAACCGGCGGCGAUAUAUCCCGCGUGGUACGUAUACGUACUCAUACAUAUACACGUAUGCACGAUACGUAAAUGUGGCAUGCACAUUCGUAAGGACCGUGGACUCGUGGAAUCGUCGCUGUUUGAUCGCCGCGUAUAUCGGAGUAGCCUGUCGCGAGCCGCGUUUAACAGAGAGAUCCAACACUCUGGAAAACUUGUCGGACAGUACGGGAGAGAAGAACGGCGAUCGUCGAGAGAAGAGAGAAGUAUAUGUUGGCCAACGAUUGGUGUAGACGUUCGACGGUUAUUUGGCACGUAUGUAGUGCAAUUAUUCCCCGGUUAUACCCGGUUUCGCUCCCGUGAAGAAGGCAUUAUUCGUCGGUGCGAGGGUCGGCGCAUUUUCGAAAUAGAAACAAAAGACGUUCGGGCUACCAAUUUCCAACCAAUACAGACACUGUUCUCUUUGUUCGGUACCGCGAUACCUCGAUUAACGAUUUUGUUCAAAUUUGAAAUCGUGCCACACGACAAUUUUAACCGGAAGGAAGUUACAUACAUAUCUUGACGUCGAAUGUGCGUGCAAAGGGUGUGAAAUGCGUCGCGCUGCAGUUCGAUGUUCGAUCCAGCAGCGGCGGACGACCUGACUUUGUCAGAUUGCCUCUCGUCGCGUACGUACACCGUACACCGCCUCGGCUUCGGUGCCAACAAUGGAUCGGCGUAACCGCGGUACGCGAUUCGAAAUUCUUUCCCGAUAGCGGACGACGUGUUUAGAAAGUGAUCCAAUUGUAUUCUCGGCUUCGAACCGCAUCUUUAAUCGCUUUGUCCUGUGAUUAAACGUUGAAACAUUUCAGCGAACAUUUCGCGCGUCCCAAAUGCGCCAUAGAUUUCGCACAUUAUUGACUUCGUCGAUCCGUGCAAUCGAUAAUAUUGCAUCACGUUAACAUGGUUCUACGAUUGUGUCGUUAAUUCCUUCGCCGAAGUCACAGCGCGUUCGCAGAAGAAAAAAAUAACGAGACGAUCCGUGUACGUAGAAAUAUACUGAGGUUUUAUAAUAACGUGCUGCUCGAACUUGUUUAUAUAUAUGUAAGAACGAUUCUGCGCUUGAUACGAAGUGGUGCGGACUGUUCCUACCGUAAGAAUGAUCGACUUUUUAUCUGCGUAUUAUUUCAAAUGAUAAUCGACGGCUCUCAACGUUUACGUGUGGGAAUGGAAAAUUGAAAUAUAUUAUUCGCACGCAAAGCUUUCGCGUACGAUCAAGCAUGAAGAGAAUAUUUUCGAAAAGGGAAUGAAGAUCGCAUGUAAACCGACGACCAAGUGAUAAAAUAGAAGCGGAUACAGACGCGCAACUACAUUGAAGAAUACUCGCCGGCCGUUAUGACAUCACGUGCGAAUGCAUCGGACACAGUGAAAACGUGCGACAAAUCCUGUGGAAACGAUUUAAAUUCGUUGCGUACUGUUUUAAACCAUCGGCUGAACGUAAAUCGUGAAAUAUUUUAUCGCGGUACAACGAGCUUAGUCGACGAGUAAGAAAAUGCAGCAACAUCGAGUAGAAACGCAGAUAGUGCACGAGGAGCAAAUUUUGGAGGCGAUAGAUCAAUUGCGUCGACGUAAGGCGCGACCCGACGCUGAUCGGAUUUGCAACUAUCUGUUACGGAAAUUUUCUGUCGACGCACGAGACACCAUCGCCGAUCUUCAUCGGUUGAUCGAAGCGGAAAAAGUCAUACAGGUCGACUACAAAGGUAACACCAGUUACCGUAACGCCUCGAAAUGGUCGCGGUUGCAGCUUUACAAAAAUCGACCGGAGGGUUUUGUGAAAGAAAAGUUGAAUUCCGGGAUGGUUGCGGGUGCCGUGGCCGAGCUCGUUGUCGAGGAGCCGGAUUACCUUGAUCAAGGCGUGCCAGCGUAUAGAUUGAUCGAGCAGUUGCUCGAUGGUGUUUCUAAUCCUACUUCGAGACGGAUGGUAGAAGAUUUCCUUGGAAAAGAAGUGGCUAGUGGUAAUUUGACGCGUCUCUCGAACGGCAAUUACUCGCUGGUGGCGACGUCUGACAUGACAACCACCGCCGAGUCAACGCAUCGAGAAUCUUUCACCCUCGAAAAUGGAAACCUGCGACGUAAAGAAUUACAAACUGUUUCGUCUACUACAGGUGGCUUAUACGACUUCGACGAGUCAGAAAACUUAACAAUUACGGACUCGAGAUCGAAUACGCCGAGGUCAUCGCGUCAAGCAAGUCCUAAGUCUGAUCCGCAGAUCAGGAAAGAGGAAUGUUACGAGAUAAUUGUGGGAAGGGAUAAGAAUGUUAAGUCACCUAUCGAGUCAGAUCCUGUGAAGGAUCAAGAACCACAAGACGAACCAUUGGAGACCUCUGCGAAGGAUGUGAAGGAAGAAUCGAAAAAUGUGGACGGUCAGGCUCAUAACCUUAAAAGGUCGUCGAAGGCUGAGCGUAAACAGCGCCUGCUUGUUCGUACGGACGAUCCUAUGGACAUAGAAAUCAAGUUUGAGGACUAUCGAAAAGAUAAUAAAGAAGAAACAAAUUCGCAGAAAGAAAAGAGGGAAGAGACAGGGCAUCUUAGUGAAGAACGAGAAGAUGAGGACGCAGGAAGAAGUUCCACUAAUCCGUCACCUACACCGUCCAACACUAAUUUCGGUGGCUUUCGUAGUGCUCGUAGAAAGAGAGCAAAAAAAGUGUUUGACCCAUCUGACAAUAAUCUUGUAAAAAGGAAACGUGGAAGGCAGCCAGGUUCUCAGAAUAAGCCUUCUGCACCUCAAGAACCUCAAGAUACUUUGAAAACUGUCAUCAAAGAUGGACCUUGUAGACAAUGUAGUCUGUGUGCCAAAGAAAAACAAGAAACCUUAGUUGCUUGCCGGGAUUGUACCGUGCGAGCACAUCCGAGUUGCAUUUAUAGUCCAGAGGAAAUGAUUCAAAAAGUAGGCAGCAGUUGGCAAUGCGAACGUUGUAAGAGCUGUACAGUGUGUUGUGAAACUUCAGAUGCUGGUCCGCUGGCAACGUGUUCCUCCUGUGACGAAGCUUAUCAUUAUUACUGUCAUACACCGCGAAUAAUAAUUCCUAAAUCGAAUUCAAAAUGGCAAUGUAACGACUGUGUCCAAAAGCAAUAUAAAACCAACAUUAGCCAGAAUAUCAGUCUGGUUACUAGCAGGCCUGAUACUCCAUCAAAUCCGCCUGCAUUACCUCCAGUUUUAAGCCCGCAAGUUUCACCUGCCAGAGCAACUUCUGACACUAUGGAAGAUGACGUUCCAAGAGAUGGCAUCGAUCCAAAUAUACCUGAUGCUUCGGAUUGGACGUCUGACCAAGUGUAUCAAUAUUUCGCAAGACUUUUCCCAAAAGAAGCAGAGGUGUUCAGGCAACAGGACAUCGAUGGUCAUUCUUUACUACUGAUGAAGAGAUCUGACGUUUUGAGCGGGCUCGAUUUACUGUUAGGUCCAGCUUUGAAAAUAUAUAGGCAUGUAUUAAAGUUACAAGUGCGGAGAGAUGAUCCGAAGUUAUAUUGGCUGUAAAUAUUUUGAGUACUUAGAAUAAGAAUAGUAUUUAAGCACAAUUAAAUAUUAACACUGUACAGAUUGAUUUAUAUAUCUGCGGGGUAAGAAUAUUUUUUCGAGUCUCGAAAUCCUUUUUCAAGUUGUAUAUAAUGUAGUUGUCUUAGCUUUAAAACCUGAUUCUUUAUAAUAAAAGAACUUAAGAAUAUGGGAAAUAAGAAGGUAUGAUUUGAAAAGGAUAGAUCUGUUUUCUUUAUAAAUAUUUUUGGACUAAAUAGUUUGAAUAACUUAAAAUGUAAGACUCCCUUCGUAUAAUAUAGCUAAGUAUUUUCUGUUCAACAACUGCGAUCAAAAUUUCGAAAGGGUGCUAAUACUUGUUACAUAUUGGCAUUAACUUCAUAUUUCACAUAAAAGGCUCUAAACAUUGUUCUGUUUGAAUGAUGAUAAUUCGAAUAUGGAAUACAAGAAUAAAUACUAUUUCUAUA
Molecule: messenger RNA, 4601 nt
Organism: Ceratina calcarata
Lineage: Eukaryota; Metazoa; Arthropoda; Insecta; Hymenoptera; Apidae
Gene: Lint-O
Product: L(3)mbt interactor in ovarian somatic cells
Exons: 5
Coding region: 2155-4137 (660 amino acids)
Biological process (GO): negative regulation of DNA-templated transcription
Cellular component (GO): nucleus
Molecular function (GO): histone binding; DNA binding; chromatin binding
Source: RefSeq, a predicted model, not a curated record